Molecule: messenger RNA, 1428 nt
Organism: Lotus japonicus
Lineage: Eukaryota; Viridiplantae; Streptophyta; Magnoliopsida; Fabales; Fabaceae
Exons: 4
Coding region: 270-1085 (271 amino acids)
Molecular function (GO): DNA binding
Source: RefSeq, a predicted model, not a curated record
UCAAUACUGUGAUAAAGUUAAACCUGGUAAUUUUUAGCUCCUUCCAUUUGUGUUGGUAUAGUUAUAUGGUUUAAACAUCAAUUUUAAUAAGUUUUAUUGGAAAAACAUUAGGAUGACGUGGAAGUUCCAUUAGAGUUUAUUGCACAAUACAAAUCUAUGCUGGGAAAUCAUGUUGUGGUUAGGGAUCCUGUAGGGGGGAGUUCACCUUUCAGUUGGUUGUGGGUAAUAAUGGAGGUUUGCUCAUUGAUGUUGUGGUCAAGUUUGUAAAAAUGUAUGAUUUGAAAAGAUAUCAUUGGGCAGAUUUCUCCUAUUGUGGAAAGAACAAGUUUUCUAUCAGGAUAUUUGAUAGACUGAUGAAUCAAAUAAGCUAUGAUGCUGGCCCUUCUGUAAGGCAACCUGAUGUUGGGAGUUCAGGUAAGAAUGGUGAAGAGGUGGUUGUGUCUGAUGUUGGUGAUAAGGAUGAAGUUGGUGGGGAAGUUCCAGUGGCUGAUGUCGGUGGUAAGGUUGAAGUUGGUGGGGAAGUUUCAGUUCCAGUGGCUGAUGUUGGUGAUAAGGAUGAAGAUGGUGUGAAAGUUCCAGUUCCAGUGGCUGAUGUUGGUGGGCAGUUUAUGGAUGUGGAUAACAUUGAAGAGAAUGAUGUAAUUAUGAUAUCAAGUGAUGAUGAGGAGGAUGAUGGAAUUGUGCAAUUAAGUGAUGAGGAGGAGGAUGAUGGAAUUAUGCAAUUGAGUGAUGGUGAGGAGGAUGAUGGUGUGGAGAGGGUUAUUCAUAAUUUUGAUAAGGUCAUUAGCAGCUAUGAUUCUGGUGGAGGCCAGACAAUGGCAUUGCCUAAGUUGUAUGUGGUGAAUCAUAUUAGGGCAAACUGGGAGAAUAUCGUUCUACAAACCCCUAGGGGUAGAACUUAUAGUUGUCUGCUGAAAAGAAGGAAUCCAAGGAAGAUUGAUACUCCAAUCCACAUUGCAAAGGAUUGGUAUCAAUAUGUGAAGGAUCAUGAGUUGAAGUAUAGGGAUGUUGUGCACUUUAGGCCAGUUAGCACUCACAACAAUUUGGUUAAUGUUACCAUUACCCGUGGGCAGCCGUAUGUAUAAUAUAUGGCAUCUCAAUCAUUCUCUUCGACACAAAGAAGAAAUGGGAUUGCUGAUGGAAGGCUCUGUACUUGCGGCCUUACCCCAGCCCUAAAGACUUCAUGGUCCAGUAGUAAUUAUGGACGAAGAUAUUUUCAAUGUCCUUUGAAGGCUUGUGGGUAUUAUGAUUGGCUUGAUCCCCCUGUGCAUGGGCAAGUUGUUGAAGCCCCCAUGACUGCUGCUGUGACUCCUGGUCAAGUUGUUCAAGCCCCCAUGACUGCUGCUGUGACUCCUGGUCAAGUUGAUGAUUGCUUUGAAGGAUUAAAGAGGGCAGAAGCUUUGAUCUCUGACUACAAGAGAAGGGAAC